This is a messenger RNA of Parathielavia appendiculata, 1723 nucleotides long. Its product is annotated as FAD-binding domain-containing protein. The record is from RefSeq and is a predicted model, not a curated record. Gene Ontology annotation, cellular component: membrane; cytoplasm. The transcript has a single exon. Gene Ontology annotation, biological process: steroid metabolic process. Gene Ontology annotation, molecular function: Delta24(24-1) sterol reductase activity; FAD binding. The coding region runs from base 88 to 1593 and encodes 501 amino acids. Lineage: Eukaryota; Fungi; Ascomycota; Sordariomycetes; Sordariales; Chaetomiaceae.
CUCUCACCUCCAUCCACUGCUCGGACAACGCAAUGUAAGACAAAAACCAAACAGAACAUACACAAACCGUUAGCCCUCCAAGCCAAAAUGGACCGCCACAAAGCAGCAGUUGCGGCCAUAGCCUCCACGGUGCGCUCCCUCUUCCUCGCGCGCAAACCCUACCGCAUCAACCACGGCAGCACCAACUCGACCCGCCCGCGGCCCUCGGCAACACCGUCCGUCGACAUCUCGCCCCUGCGCAACGUCCUUGCCGUCGACCCGGCCCGCCGCGUCGCCCUCGUCGAGCCCAACGUCCCCAUGGACCGCCUCGUCGAGGCCACGCUGCCGCACGGCCUUGUCCCGCCUGUCGUAAUGGAGUUCCCCGGCAUUACGGCCGGCGGCGGGUUUGCGGGGACGGCCGGCGAGAGCAGCAGUUUUCGGCAUGGUUUCUUUGAUGAGUCGGUCAGUCGGGUCGAGAUGGUGCUUGCGGACGGCGAGGUUGUCGAGUUGACGCCCGAUGGGGAAAGGGCGGACUUGUUCCGGGGCGCGGCGGGCGCCGUGGGGACGUUGGGGUUGACGACGCUUUUGGAGGUGCGGUUGAUGGAGGCUAAGAAGUUUGUGAAGACGCGGUAUCGGCGGACGGGGAGUGUGGCGGAGGCGGUGGAGGCUGUGAGAGAGGAGGUGCGGAAGGGGGGUAAUGAUUAUGUGGAUGGGAUAUUGUUUUCGAAGGAUCAUGGGGUCGUGGUGACUGGGGAACUGACGGAUGAGAUGCCGCAGGGCGGGAGGGCGCAGACGUUUAGUGGGCCGUGGGAUCCGUGGUUCUAUCUCCAUGCGAAGGAGAAGACCGCGGCGGUCGGGCAAGAAGCACAGGCGGAUUAUGUCCCACUGGCCGAGUACCUGUUUCGCUAUGAUCGGGGCGGGUUCUGGGUCGGCGCGGCGGCGUUUGAGUACUUCAAGAUUGUGCCCUUCACGAGGUUCUUCCGCUGGUUUCUCGACGACUUCCUCCACACGCGCAUGAUGUACCGUGCCCUGCACGGCUCGGGCGAGAGCGCGCGGUUCGUGGUGCAGGACAUCGCCAUGCCAUUCGAGACGACCGAGCGCUUUGUUGACUACACGUCUUCCGAACUCGGCAUCUGGCCGCUGUGGCUGUGCCCGCUAAAGAGGCGUGGCCCGCCCACCUUCCACCCCUUCACCACACUGCCAGAGGGCAUUGAGAGGAAGGAGGAGGACAUGAUGCUCAACGUCGGCGUGUGGGGCUGGGGCCCGUCAGAGCCGGCCGAGUUUGUCCGGAAGAACCGCGAGCUGGAGAACAAGGUGCGCGAGCUGGGCGGUAUGAAAUGGCUGUACGCACACACCUACUACCCGCAGGACGAGUUCUGGCCCAUGUAUGGCGGCCGCGAGUGGUACGACCAGCUGCGCGCAAAGUACAACGCCGGUACCCUCCCAACUGUGUGGGACAAGGUCCAUGUUGACCCGGAGGCGGCCGGCGCAAAGCAGCGCCACUGGCUGAAGAGACAGUCGCCGCUCGGCGGCUUCUAUGGCAUCUACAAGAGCAUCCAAAGCAAGGACUACAUGCUGCAUCGGAAGGCUCAGUGGAAGUGGAAAAGCGAGUGACACCCGGCGGAGUGUUCUGAUAGGUUGGCUAGAUGGAAGGAUACACUGUAGUAAUAGCUGUACCCAAUAUCAGAUGGAUGUACAUCGUACCGGCAGAUACCUAAGGAAUAGAGAACUCAGUAAGCUGCGA